Amphimedon queenslandica is the source of this 3440-nucleotide messenger RNA. Its product is annotated as rho GTPase-activating protein 12-like. The record is from RefSeq and is a predicted model, not a curated record. Gene Ontology annotation, cellular component: cytoplasm. Gene Ontology annotation, biological process: regulation of GTPase activity; signal transduction. Gene Ontology annotation, molecular function: protein binding. NCBI's taxonomy places the organism in Eukaryota, Metazoa, Porifera, Demospongiae, Haplosclerida, Niphatidae. The coding region runs from base 321 to 3329 and encodes 1002 amino acids. The transcript is spliced from 18 exons.
GUGGGUGUGGUUUAAUCUCGGCCCCUCAGAAAUUCCUCUCCAUUUCUCUCUCUGUCUCUCUUUCUCCCCCUCUCUCCUGGUAGCCCCUACCCCACUCAUUUUGUUUGUAUAUAUUUCCUCGUAGAAUAAGCUCCUAUUGCUCCCCACGGCUCUAAGAGGAGGGAACAGGCAGUACUGUAUCCCUCAGUUUUAUUAUAUUUGGCAGAGUCAGUGUCUGUCUGAUUAUUUGUACCAGUCAAUAGAAGAAAACAAAGUAACGGAGAGACACAAUAGAUAAGCAUCAAUAACACUGACUCUCUACAAUAAUCAAUUGUACAGUGAUGUCAGCUGAAACCUCUACAAUUGUUGCUCAGUUCAAGUACGAGUACCAGUAUGAAGGAAAGACCAUAUCCUUUAAGAAAGGAGACACAUUCCAGCUCCUGAAUACCUCAAACACUGACUGGUGGCAGGUGAGACGAUGGCUAGACAAUGGAACAUGCGAGACGCUCUAUGUUCCUGCAAACUACAUGAAGAAGGUUGAGAAAGAGGUGGACCCUUCUUCGUCACACGUUUAUCAGAACAUGUCCGACCUUCAAGCAGAGUAUAAAAGAGCCAAAUCACAAAUGAAUACCGAGACUAGUAAGAGUGAGAGUAUGCCACGCCCAUCAGGGAGGGGAGGGGCUGGGAAGAAGUCACCUCCAAAGACCAGCCCAAAACUAGUCCGUACCAAGUCAACAGGUAACGCCAUAGAUCCACCCACUGGAGGGGAACCUGCUAACGGAAUCAACAAGCCACAUUCACUGGUCAAUAAUGAGCCGGAGUAUGCAAUACCUGUGUCACCGGGGCUGGCUAGGAAAGGGUUAAAGAAAGAAGAGGGUGGAGUGAUAGCUGGUCCUAUUUCAAAGGAGAGGAUCCAGGGGUAUGCCCUACCAGUGAAGAAAAGAACACAAUCAGUUGAUCUAUUGGAAGAUGAGGGCGGGGCUGGAGGUGGGGCUGGGAGCGGACCCCCCAGGAAAUCAGUUCCCACAAUAUUAGAGAGUGACAACGUGAGACAACAGCUGGAAUCAUCUUUUACAAAACAAUUAGCUAGUGCUAUAUCAGGAGGCAAUCACCCAAUACUUGGAGGAGGUGGAGCUGCCCCACCCACUGCUGGUGGGAAUAAACUAGUCCCUGCUCCCAAACCAAAACCACGAUCGUCCUCUCGGCCCAAGUCAUACUGCAUAGACAGUGAGGAGAGACCUGCGGAGGUCAGCACUUUUAAAGCUACCAACACGUUUGGAGUUCCUGUCACUGAAGAACAAGAGCUGGCCACACCUCUAGCCACACCUUUUUUAUCCACGAGUAGAGAAGCUCCUCCGACUGCUAGGAAGUCUUACAAGCGACAGGCUCCCCCUGCCCCUGUACCAGCCCAACCACAACACGAGUAUGACCUACCACAAGUUAAGAAUAAGCCCACAGAGUCUCCUGCUGGGUUGAUCCCUAAGUCAUUUCAGAUCCCCAACCCUCUUAGCCUAUCACAGGGACCUCCCCUCAUAGCCACCUCCUCCCCCACCCCCUCCCCUGUGUCCCCCCUCCCUGACGGCUGGACAGAGCACAAGACCACUGAUGGGCGGGUCUAUUACCAUAACUCACUAACCAAUGAAUCUACGUGGACUGUACCAGCAGUGACCACACCCACCACUACAGCCCCGCCCCCUCAGUCUGGAACCAAUGAACCAAGAGAUAGGGUGGCCCCCAGGGGGUGGACGAAGGAGAUUAAUUCAUUCACUCAGGUUCCUGUGUAUACCAACUGCAGGACAGGAGAGAAGUGGGGGCUGGGUAAAGAUGAUCAAGGUUAUUAUUAUUAUAACACAAGUGACUCUAGCAUACGAUUAAAGGACCUGCCAGUAGUUGAUCAUUACCCACCUGCUUCCACAGUGGAGCCAUCAAGAUCUCAAUCGGACAUUGUCUAUGACCACCUCCUUCCUUCAGCAACCUCUUCACUUGACCAUCACAAGAGAGUGAGGACAGUGUCUGAGGAUGACGGUAUUGGGGGUGUGUCAGGGGGUGUGGCCGCUCCUUUGGCUAAUAUCAGAGAACAUGCUAAGUUGGACUCACGGAGUUCCCUCCCAGUGGGGGGAGUGUCCAGUCAGGAUGUGGAUAUACUCUCAUCAAGAUUAACGUCACAUAAGAAGCAAGGGUACCUCCAUAAGAAGAGACUGGUAGAAGCUGGUGGAAAGAAAAUCAAGAAUGAUAAAUGGUUGAAGCAGUGCGCUGUUCUUGAUGGAAACACUUUAACUUUUUACGCCGACCACAGAACAAAGGACAACCCUGGUGUUAAACCUUAUGGUGUGUUUCAGCUGGUCCAAUCAGUGCUGAGUGCAGCAACUCCUAAAGAUAAAAGAAAAAAUGUUAUUUUAGUAACAUCAACUGUAUCCAGUGAACAGUUUUACUUACAAGCUGAUUCAGCUCCAAUGUUUAAUGACUGGUAUGCAUCAAUACAGGCAGCGAUUGACCUCACCAAUGACGACUGUAAGAAGAACCCCAGUAAAUACAGUGCUUUCCUUAAAGAGGCGUCUGACGGGUCCCCGCCCACUCAAUUAAAGUUUCCUAAUAGAAAGGAAAGUUUACCUAGAGGCAUUGAUGAAGAUGACGUGUUGGAUGAUUAUGAAUCUUACACUGGAGCUGAGAAAACAGUUCGUAUCAAAGGUAGACUAAAGAACCUCAUAGCUCGAAGGCCUCAAGUGGAACUGCUCAAGAAAACAGGAAUAAUGCAAGAGAGCGUUUUUGGUUGUGAGUUGACAAGUCUUGUUGAGAGGGAGAGAGGGACAGUCCCCAAGUUUAUGAUACACUUCAUCCAACACAUUGAGAGGAAGGGACUGGAAACUGUUGGACUCUAUCGACUCUCAGGGAAUGCUGCCCAAGUACAGAAACUGAGAUACCUAGUGGAGGAAAAACCAGAUGUUGACCUUAGUUCCCCCGAAUGGGCUGAUGUCAAUAUAAUAACAGGAUGUCUUAAACUCUACCUCAGGGAACUACCUGAUCCUAUUAUUCCUUUCCGCCAGUUUCGGUCUCUCAUCGAUGCAGCAAGAACACAGCCGGCAGAGAAGAGGUUACUGGCAAUUAGAAGUGAAUUGGAUAAACUACCAGAGGCUCACUACCAGACACUGAAGACACUUGUCAUUCACUUAAGGAAGGUUGUUGAGCAUGGUCAUGUGAACAAGAUGCUAUCAACUAAUGUAUCCAUUGUCUUUGGUCCUACUCUCAUGAGAGCUGAGGUUGACUCAAUAGAGAUGGCUACUCUAAUGCCAGUACAAAAUAACAUUGUGGACACUUUUCUGACUGAGACUAGCAAAGUCUUUAGUAAAUGAGGUUUCGUAUUUACCAGGCAAUUAUUAUUAUUAUUAUUAUUUUAUUAUUAUUAUUGUUGUUAUAAAGAGCAAUGUGUUAUUAUCUCACAAUUAUUAUUAUUAUUAUUAUUA